AUGUGUGGCAUCUUUUGUCUGUUGAGUCUGUCCCCGAGUCAGUUCGAAUGGGACAAAACGGUCCAUGAACAUUUGAAGAGACGAGGGCCCGACCUGAGUCAGGACCUCACAGUCCGAGGUUCAAACCUCAGCUGUUGGUGUUUAUUCUCUGCUCACGUUCUUCACAUGAGAGGCCGUCUCACCCCGCAGCCGCUUCAAGACGACACCGGGAAUGUCCUGCUGUGGAACGGGGAGAUCUUUGGAGGUGUCCCGGUCCCUCCGGAGGAAAACGACACUGCUGUUGUCUCCGGGCGGCUCUCGUCCUGCAGCAGCUCCUCAGAGAUCCUGAGCGUCCUGUCCUCUCUGCGGGGGCCGUGGGGGUUCGUUUACUACCAGAAGGCUGGAGAUUACCUCUGGUUCGGCAGAGACGUCCUCGGUAGGCGGAGUCUGCUGUGGAGAUUUGAGGACAACGCUCUUACCCUGACCUCCGUGGCAGCACGUGGUUCUGGACCUGCUCAGGCUGCUUGGAGGGAGGUACCAGCAUCCGGCGUGUACCGGGUCGACCUGAAGGCCGCUACAGAAGCCGGAUCUGUCACGCUUGAGGUUUAUCCCUGGGCUGCUGCUGGAAGUGAUCCCGUCUUGAGCUUCAGUCAAACUCUACUGGAGUCUGUCCCCAGCGGCUGCAGAGCUGUGAUGAACCAGUCAGGCCUCAUGCUCCCCUCACCUCUGUGUCCUCUUAAUACGUCAGUCCCCGAGUCAGUAAACGAGAAAGAAACUCAUGCAUGUGUUAAGGAUCUGCAGCAGCUGCUGGCGAGUAAAGAGCAAACCGACGAGGUGAAUCGUCUCAUUGACGUCCUCAGUGAGGCCGUGAGAAGACGAGUUCAGUCCCUGCCGUUCAGGGGACGAGACGGCUCUCCUCCUUCUGAAGACCACGCUAGCAUCGCCGUUCUUUUCUCAGGAGGAAUCGAUUCGAUGAUCCUGGCCGCUCUAGCUGACCGCCACAUACCUGCUCAUCAACCCAUCGACCUUCUCAACGUAGCGUUCAAACUACAGGUUGCAAAGAAGCAGAAAGAGUCCGCAAAGAAACCCGGAAAGCACAAAAACAAGCCCACAGACCGUCAGGCUGAUGGACGCGGCCCCUUCGACGUUCCCGACAGAAUCACGGGACGAGCCGGCCUCAAGGAGUUACAAGACCUGAGUCCUGAGAGAAGAUGGAAUUUUGUUGAAAUCAAUGUAACCAAAGAGGAGCUGCAGAAAAUCCGCCAGGAGCGAAUUUGUCACCUGGUGCAUCCUCUGGAGACGGUGCUGGACGACAGCAUCGGGUGUGCUGUGUGGUUCGCAGCGAGAGGGGCGGGGCUUCUGACGGAGGACCAGAGAGACUUCACUUCAGCAGCAAAGGUCAUUCUGACAGGAAUCGGAGCAGACGAGCAGCUGGCUGGUUACUCCAGACACAGAGUCCGGUUCAACACGUCUGGACACGAGGGACUGAUCCAGGAGCUGGCCAUGGAGCUGGCCAGGAUCCCAGCCAGGAAUUUGGGCCGAGAUGACCGAGUGAUAGGCGACCACGGGAAAGAAGCUCGGUUUCCCUUCCUGGACGAGGACGUGGUGAGCUUCCUGAACUCUCUGCCCGUGUGGGAGAAGGCCGACCUGUCGCUCCCUCGAGGCGUCGGGGAGAAACUCCUCCUGAGGCGGGCGGCGAGGCGGCUGGGCCUCGGCCAAUCAGCCGUCCUGCCCAAGAGAGCCAUGCAGUUUGGAUCCCGCAUCGCAAAGAUGGAGGAGCACCGCGAGAGGGCCUCGGACAAAUGCACAAGACUCCUCAAUGAAUAGACUCAUCACUGGUUGUAAUGAA
Molecule: messenger RNA, 1828 nt
Organism: Centropristis striata (black sea bass)
Lineage: Eukaryota; Metazoa; Chordata; Actinopteri; Perciformes; Serranidae
Gene: asnsd1
Product: asparagine synthetase domain containing 1
Exons: 3
Coding region: 1-1806 (601 amino acids)
Molecular function (GO): asparagine synthase (glutamine-hydrolyzing) activity
Source: RefSeq, a predicted model, not a curated record